Messenger RNA from Aspergillus novofumigatus IBT 16806, 2562 nucleotides. RefSeq names its product dynamin-like GTPase SEY1 (gene sey1). Lineage: Eukaryota; Fungi; Ascomycota; Eurotiomycetes; Eurotiales; Aspergillaceae. Gene Ontology annotation, cellular component: endoplasmic reticulum. Gene Ontology annotation, biological process: endoplasmic reticulum membrane fusion. The transcript has 5 exons. The record is from RefSeq and is a predicted model, not a curated record. Bases 1 to 2562 code for a protein of 853 amino acids. Gene Ontology annotation, molecular function: GTPase activity; GTP binding.
AUGGCGACCAAUGGUCAUUUCGCCGCGAUUGGCGUCGACAAUGACAAGACAGCGUACGAACAUGGUGUGCAAGUAAUAGACGAGAAUAAAGAGUUCAAUCCCAAUAUUUCGAAGUAUCUGAGCCUUGAAAAUGUCACUCCUGCUGGUUUCAACUAUCAUCUCAUUUCCGUCUUUGGUUCGCAGUCAACUGGCAAGUCCACGCUGCUGAACCAUCUCUUCGGCACGCGCUUCUCGGUCAUGUCCGAUUCGGAGCGACGCCAGACAACCAAGGGUAUCUGGAUGUCGAAGAACAAGAAUGAAGGAGAGGCCACCGUGGACUCAACCCUGCGCAUGGCGGAUAACAUCCUCGUCAUGGACGUUGAAGGUACGGAUGGUCGUGAGAGAGGGGAAGACCAGGACUUUGAGCGCAAAAGUGCUCUGUUCGCCCUUGCUACGAGUGAGGUGCUUAUCGUGAAUAUAUGGGAACACCAGGUCGGUCUGUACCAGGGCGCGAAUAUGGGUCUGUUGAAGACGGUCUUCGAAGUCAAUCUGCAACUGUUCCUGAAGGACAAGAACACCACACACCGAUCACUUCUCUUCUUUGUGAUACGUGAUUUUGUCGGCACAACGCCCCUCAAAAAUCUACAGAAGACAUUGAUGGAGGACAUGGCUCGCCUCUGGGAGUCUAUUUCGAAGCCUCCUGGCCUUGAAAGCUCCAGUGUUCAUGAUUAUUUCGAUUUCCAAUUCUAUGGUCUGCCUCACAAAAGCUACCAACCCGAGCAAUUUGUGGCCGAGACAAAGAAGCUUAGUUUGCGAUUCCGCGAUGGCCAAAGAGACCCCAGGAUGGAUGCGCGCAGAGGCGAGUUCUCUGAGGAAGGAGUCUUCCUUCCGGAAUAUCAUCGGCGGAUCCCCGCAGAUGGGUUUUCGCGAUAUGCAGAGGGUAUUUGGGACCAGAUCGUGAAUAACAAGGAUCUCGACCUGCCUACGCAGCAGGAGCUACUUGCACAAUUCCGCUGCGACGAGAUCUUGAGAGAAGUGAUGAUAGCUUUUGAUGAAGCCAUUGUCCCAUUUGAGGAGAAGCAGUCACAAUCUGCGCGUCUUGGUGAGCCGGAGGUACUUGGCGGCUUGGGUGCUGCGAUGCGAUCAUCACGGGCCAAAGCUGUCAAGAACUUCGAGACAGAAGCCAGCAGAUAUCAUAAAGGUGUCUACCAGCGCAAGCGGGCAGAGCUUGAAAGCAAAGUCGAUAGCCGUCUGAAAGCUCUUCUACAAGGUCAACUUAAUGCCGCGCACAAGUCGGGUAUUAACGAAUUCAGUGAGGCAGUUUCCUCCGCUGUGAAGUCAGGUCAAAAACAGGGUACAGGUUACGACUUUGCUGAAAUUGUCAAUGAAGAGGUGAAGAAAGCCAUAGCCAAGUUUGAAGAUGUGGCGCGCUCAACUGUGGUGGAAGGCACCACUUGGAGUGACUAUAAGCAAGAACUGGCCUUGUAUGAAAAGGAACUAGCGGAUGUUAGCGGAAGAUUACGCAGAGAGGAGAUGCGUCGUUUGGCUAAUCGCGUCGAAAGAUGGGUUCAGUCCCGUCUGGGAGAGUCUAUCGGACUUGAGUUCAACGCUUUGGGAUCUGGACGCGCAGGAGGAGGUGCCCCGGAGACAGGGGAGAAGCCUCUGGAGAAGGCUUUCUGGGAUCGUGUGUGGAACGUUUUCGUGGAGACGGUGCUUGAUGCCGAGCGUAGGUUCACAGACCGCGCCAGCAGCUUUGAUGCCAGUUUGGAGGAAGUGGAUGUCGGUCUCUGGAGGCUCCGAAGGAAGUCUUGGGGUGUCUUGCGCGCCAAGAUCGAUGAAGAGAUGACAGAGGGCAAUAUUCUGCUGAAACUGCGUGAGAACUUUGAGGACAAAUUCCGUUACGAUGAUGCUGGGGUACCCAGGAUCUGGCGACCUACCGAUGAUAUUGAAGGCAUCUAUACCCGCGCGCGCGAAUCAACACUGACUUUGAUCCCCUUCUUUCGCGCUUCCGCCUGGCAGAGACGCCACACUCCAAGCUCUGCCACUCCAGCAGAUGAGGAAGAUUUACCGCCCAUCGGCGGUGUCGAUGAGGAAGAGGGCAAGAGUCUGGAUGAAGAGAUGAUGAUUCUCAGCGAGUCUAAGCGUCAAGAGCUCACUGUCAGAUUCAAGAAAGCUGCGGACGGAGUUUAUGUUGAGGCUAAGCGAAGUGCCAUUGGCGGCAUGACUCAGGUGCCUCUGUACUUCUACGGUCUUCUCCUUGCUCUGGGUUGGAACGAGAUUAUCACAGUGCUCCGUAAUCCUGCCUAUUUCUUCCUUCUGUUUGUCUGUGCCGUGGGGGCCUAUGUCACUUAUCAGCUGAACCUCUGGGGGCCGAUAAUUAAGAUGACUGAAGCCGCUUCGAGCCAGGCGCUGGUGGAGGGCAAGAAGCGACUGCGCGAGUUUCUUGAGUCUUCGGAUACCGGGCGGCAGGCCAUUGCCAUGUCGGCUGGCUCGGGGCGCUCUGGCGAGCAAUACGAGCUGUCCGAUCUAAGUAAGAAGGGCAAGGCAAGAACGACAGCCGAUGAAGACAUGGAUGACCUUUGA